This is a messenger RNA of Sycon ciliatum, 4365 nucleotides long. RefSeq lists its product as uncharacterized. Bases 253 to 3690 code for a protein of 1145 amino acids. The record is from RefSeq and is a predicted model, not a curated record. The transcript is spliced from 18 exons. Gene Ontology annotation, cellular component: nucleus. NCBI's taxonomy places the organism in Eukaryota, Metazoa, Porifera, Calcarea, Leucosolenida, Sycettidae. Gene Ontology annotation, molecular function: protein binding.
CUUCGCAUGCAGUUUUGUUUUCAAUUCAGUUUUGCAUCGUUGGCUUUCUCCUUCAUUGCAGAGUUGGGAAAGAAGGAGGAUUGCAGUGACAAGUUUGUCUAUCAGUGUAUUUCUAGCCUCUCUCUCUCUCUCUAACAAAUAAACCCGAGAUUUAUUUGCGUUUCAGGCGGGUUGCCUUGAUGAUUUCUUCGCCCCAUAGUAAUUGUUUGUGUCGUUGACGGCUCAAAGAAUACAUUUUGCGUUAAAAAGGCCAUGAGUAACACCAAAGAUUUCCCGGGCCUUGGCCGAGGAGAGCACCUUCAUGGUCCCUGGUGGAAAUUCAAAUCGGAGGCUGGUAAAUUUCAGGGCAAAGUCUACUAUUGGAAUUCAGUCACCAAGCAGAGGCAGUGGACAAGGCCCAGUGCACUGGCUUGCCGCACAUCUGCACCAUGCCAUACACAGGUACAAGCAGUUGCAAAGAGUCCUAAGACAACGAGGAGCAAACGGCCGCCACCGUCUACCGUAGCAGUGCCGACAGCUGCAUUGACGUCCACGCACGAAGAACGCCUAGCAUCUGUCCCUGCCAGUCCUAGCAGAGCUUCGCCAGUGCGAAAUGCUGCAGGUGCCGCUUCGCCAGUGCGAAGUGCUGGAGGCGCCACUGGCCGAUGGCCUGUAUCUGCUUCUUCUCCUCCGAGUGUGCCUACAUGUCAGUCACCAGUAUCCCAGCGCAGUCCAUCAUCGCCUGGUGUGUCCACUGUGACUGAUGCCGCUAGAGCACGUCACAUCUCCACUGUAGCGAAUGCCUUGGCAGCAAUAUCCAGUCAGGCUUCACCAAGGGCGGGUACAAGCAAGAGGACACAUGCUGCCCCUCAGCGUUUGGCUAAGGUCAAGGCCGAGAAGCACAGGGCACGGCAGCGGAUGACUGUUCCCACAGCCAAUGUUCAACUGCUGGCCAGUUCAGCUGGUGCCAAACCCAAGGCAAACUCUGGAAAGCACAUGCAUGCUACGCUAGUCCAAGAUGCAGUCAGCUCGGCAAGUGCAAGUAAUCGUGGCAGUGAUGGCGUUGUCGAUGACUCCACACGUUUUCUAACUAGCGUUAGUGAAGGACAUGCAGCCCACCAUGAUACUGCGAAGGUAUCCCCUGGUAGUAGAAGUAGUAGAAAUACUGCAAUCCCUUCGCCAGUGCUGCUAAGUCCAGCUAGCAGCCAGCACACCACUCAACUGCCCACCAGUUCGCCGCUCACCCUGCCGACUACUGCUCCACCUCACCGCACGCCAGAUCCUCCGUGCAACGAAGCUCGUGACGAGGCCAGUGAAAGCAUGUUCAAGAAUUCUCCUGCGCCCGGGUCAGUUUUGAGUUGUGACCUUACAGCCAAAGGCAGCGAAAGAACAGCAGCAACAGACUCAUCUCCAUCAAGGAAGUCCCGUAGAGAACGGCGGGGUGUUGGUGUUGGUGUUGGUGUUGGUGUGCAUAGCUCUCUGAAACCUUACAGUAGACCGCCGUCAUCAGCAGUUUCCACGUCCUCAACACUGUCGGUUUCUCCUGGUAGUAGCGCUGGUACGAGCUCUACUACUAAUGAUAAGCACACAGCAACAGCAGCAGCAGCAGUCCGUCCAUCUGCUGCUGUAGCACAUGAAAUGAGACAACCAGCCACGCAGACAGAAUCUAGCAGGCUGGGCACUUCCGUGCUAUCCCGGAAGACCAACCCGUCCACGCAGAGCCAUGCGGGCAAAAUCAAAAGUGUGCUGAAAGCCAAGACUGACAGACCUUGCUCACCGCGGACUGGAAACGUGCUGGCCAGCGCUGCAGAGCCACCUACACCCGACAAGCUGUCCCGUCCUGGCAUGCCUCCGGUGGGUGAGUUGACCAGGCGAUCUAUACGUCCAGUGACUGCUUCUCCUGCCACUGCGGCUGAUCCUGCUCGCACUGUCGCUGGUAGCAGGGGCGGAGUUAGUGGCGAUGACGCGUCCUUCUUGGCUAACUACACCAUACCAAGUCGUCCACCAGGGCACGCCAUGAGCACCGACACGCUGCAGCCAGUGAACAGCCCUUCUACUGCACCUGCUAUGCGCAACACAGCACGGCCAGUUCCAAUGGACAUUCAAUCAGCUACUAGCUAUAGUCAACCAUAUGUUUCUGCUGUCCGAGACCCAGUAUCUGUGAGCUCGGUAGUGUCCGCAAGCAGUACCACAUCGCAAGAGACUGUCCCUGUGAUGGAAAUGGACCUAGCCAGACAGCAGCAGCUGCAGCAGCAAGCACCAGUAGCCAUGAUGGACACCUGCAGCAAUGAAGAGAACAUGGAGGUUGGCGAAGUGCCAGUCAAUAAUACUGCACCAGGGCAGGGUGUUGUUCUGGUUGUGGACACUAAUGUGCUUAUUCACUCCCUUCAAAUGGCCAAGACACUCCUGGAGGGCCGUCAGCUGCCGGAGCACAGGUUCAAAUUUGUGAUUCCGAACACAGUUAUAGCUGAGCUGGACAGUCUGAAAAAGAAGCAAUCCACUGCGGUUGCUGCCCAGAACGCCAUCAAAUUCGUGCAAGCAGAAAGCAAGGCACAUCGGAUACACAUGCAGAAGAUUGAAGAAGUGGAUUCGACUGUGGACUCGCGGUUUCUUCGAAACAAUGAUGACCACAUUGUGCUGUGUGCACAUUAUUUCCAUAAAAAUCGAGACCCUAGAGUUAAUGUCCUCCUCUGGACAAACGACAUCAAUAUGUUUAACAAAGCGGAAUCAUUUAGCGUCCCUCAUGUGUCGGAUGCAGAGAUAAAGGCAUUCAUAAGUGAACAUGACGGCAAGAAAGUAACACCAAGCAUAGCAGCGGUGCCAGUUCCAAUCAAGAAGCAGCAGGAUCCAGCACCGAGGAAAACGGACACCCGAGAAGAUUGCCAAGCAUCCAUUAUCCUGACCAGUAGCUGCACUCAUGCUCUCGUUGAAAACAUCUUGUCUAUGAUCGUGGUGGAAGACAUGAAGGAUGGUUGGGGUGAGACGGUGUGGCAAGAUGUUGUGAAGAUCAAGCCCAGGAUGGCAGCAGGCUUUGCCCAGUGGGACGCUUUGGCAUUAUUGGACAUGAUGGAGAAGUACUGGCACUUAUUUGACAAGUGGAGCAGACACCAAAUUGAUGCUGCAAAGAGUCUCCGGGGACUAUUGCACAAUAUACAAUACGGGCCAGCCACGGCGGACCAGUGCAAGCAGUACUUGAACACCGUCAGCUCAAUCAUGAAGCCGUUCAAGCCUAUGGACAUACGGUAUACAAUUUCCCGGCUGGGAGUGGAACACUUUGAAGCUCUUCCCAAAUUUGGCUGGAACAUUGAAACGUACCUGGUUCAAUUGUUCCUUGAAAUCCUCAAAUGCAUUGAAGCAUAUCGAGUCGAGCAGGUACAGCAGCUCGAGAGUGGUGUGGCUAUUGCCCGCCAGCACCUCGCUCAUCUCUUCGCUGAGGUCAACAAACUGCUGGGAGCUUUGAGGGCAUUACCCAUGACGAAUAUCCCCGCCCUGGUCACGAUGUCAGGGCAGCAGUUCCUACCCCUAGCCCAAGCCAUACUGGUGUUCACAAGUAACCUCGAUGUGACACCGGGUCGGAUGGAGUCCCUACCGAGCGCACUGUGUGCUUUCGUGCAUCGCGACCAGUGCCGCACACAUAUGAAAGGAUUCCAGUCGGAUCUGGAAAAAGCCCAUAGCUUGCUGGAGCCCUUGGUGGAUCUGUCAGUAUUCUGAAAUGAGUGGAUGCUGCGCUGCUUUCCUAUCAACAACGGUCUACAGUCUAGUAACGGGGGGCGGUUCGGGUCAGGAACCGGUUUUGGAACCGCCAGCUCAAGAGAAUCAGGUACCCGUUCCGUCAAAUUUCGAACCGAAACUCGAGCAAUUUCGUUCUCGUGCAAAUAAGUGUACACGUUGGGUCUACUCAAGAUUUGAAUGGUUUACCUUGCGAUCACUACCGCUUCACCCCUAUUUUUUAACUGACUUUCAAGUAGGAUGUAUACUGCAACAGACUCCUAGGAUUUUACCACUUUAUUCCUCCUCUUUUCUCAACAUUCAAUCAUAUUCACAUCAAACAUUAACUUGCUGUCGGCUCAUCCAUUCCACUUGUGUUUCUUUGUGAUUGUACCGGCGAUGUGCGGACAUAACUAUUCGAGACCUCAAACUAGUUAUACUUUGAUGCACAUUCUUCUUCUCGUUUUUUUAUUGUCUAUAUGGAUGAUGGGGCUUAUAUGGAUGAGGAGGCACUAUAAACUAUAAACUGGACAAGUCUGACAUAAUACUGUACAACAGGAGGAUUGGUCCCCCUCCAACUACCGUAUUUGGUAUCAUCAGGAUUUCACCUGUACUUCAAAAACACUGUGUUUCUCAUGCAUCAUUUUUAAAAUUUUGUUUCGAUGCCAUAAAAACCUA